AUGGCAAAGAAACUAACCUUCUUGUCCUGUCUAAUAUUCUUCAUGGUCGCUGUUCUAGCCCACAAUAAGGCUUCUAGCACCUUGUUACCAGCUUCUCAGCUUGAACCACAGGGAAACAGCCAAAUGCAGUAUGGUGCUACUCAGGGGAGCCUUCAGCCUCGAGAAUGUGCACCUAGAUGCACUGGUAGAUGCUCAAAAACUUCAUUCAAGAAGCCAUGCAUGUUUUUCUGUCAAAAAUGCUGUGCUAAGUGUCUGUGUGUACCUCCUGGGACAUAUGGCAACAAGCAAGUUUGCCCUUGCUACAAUAACUGGAAAACCAAGAGAGGUGGACCAAAAUGCCCUUGA
Messenger RNA from Fraxinus pennsylvanica, 345 nucleotides. The record is from the annotation of a GenBank genome assembly. NCBI's taxonomy places the organism in Eukaryota, Viridiplantae, Streptophyta, Magnoliopsida, Lamiales, Oleaceae.